GUCAGUUCAGAGGAAAAUCAAAGAUGAACGAGUUCGAGAGAGUGAGCACCAAGGAUGGGGUGGACCUGGAGGCAGGGCAGACACUGUAUCCUGGUCUGAGCCCGGAUGAGAACCAGCUCCGAUGGGGGUUCAUCCGCAAGGUCUACGGCAUCCUUGCUGGCCAGAUCGUCCUCACCACCGUCGUAUCGGCCAUCGUUUUUUUCAGCGCCCCGGUAAACAAUCUCCUCCGCGGCCAUCCUGGACUUAUGCUCCUCCUGUGUUUCCUUCCCUUUAUCUUGAUUUGGCCCCUUCAUAUCUAUCACCAAAAGCACCCGGUGAACUUGAUAAUCCUUGGUCUUUUCACUGCAUCUCUAAGUCUUGCUGUCGGUGUAAGCUGUGCUAAUACAGAUGGAAGAAUUGUGCUUGAAGCACUUAUUCUGACCUCAGCGAUUGUUUCAUCUCUUACUGGUUACGCUUUCUGGGCCUCUAAGAAGGGCAAGGAUUUCAGCUUUCUUGCACCAAUUUUAUUCACUGGACUCAUGGUUCUCAUCCUUACUGGCUUUAUCCAGAUGGUCUUCCCUCUUGGCCCAACAUCUGUUGCUGUCUAUAGUGGACUCGGUGCUUUGAUUUUCUGUGGGUACAUUCUCUAUCACACUGACAACUUGAUCAAACGCUUCACAUAUGAUGACUAUAUAUUGGCCUCCGCUAGUCUCUACUUGGACAUCCUGAACCUCUUUCUUAUCAUUUUGCGGCUUCUCAGCCGCAAAUAAUUGGUUAUAAAUACCAUCAUGAUAAUGGGUUGGCAUAUAAUCAAGAUGUAAUUAAUGAUCAUCUCCUAAAUAUGAAAACUGUUAUUGAUAUGGCAUAACUUUGCCUGGUUUGUACUGGCACUAAGCAUGUAUCUAAGACAAGUUUGGAGUUUAUUCCCUACUUUGUUGCCCUUUCCUGCUUGAUCAAAU
Messenger RNA from Rubroshorea leprosula, 938 nucleotides. The record is from the annotation of a GenBank genome assembly. NCBI's taxonomy places the organism in Eukaryota, Viridiplantae, Streptophyta, Magnoliopsida, Malvales, Dipterocarpaceae.